Molecule: messenger RNA, 3066 nt
Organism: Aspergillus ochraceoroseus IBT 24754
Lineage: Eukaryota; Fungi; Ascomycota; Eurotiomycetes; Eurotiales; Aspergillaceae
Product: dynamin-related GTPase MGM1
Exons: 3
Coding region: 140-2878 (912 amino acids)
Cellular component (GO): microtubule; cytoplasm; membrane
Molecular function (GO): GTP binding; microtubule binding; GTPase activity
Source: RefSeq, a predicted model, not a curated record
GACGUUCACCCCCCUCUGCGUCGCCUUUCUAAAUCAGCAACAAUCUCACUCAACGACUUGCAAACUGUGGCGGGUAGCCCGGAGAUGACAGCGUCUUGCUCUUCCCAGUCUGCUGGAUGCGUAUGAGAUAUAAGACACCAUGAGCGGGAGAAUUCUCUCCCAUCGUCUUGUUCCGCUAUUGCGGACGGGUCUUUUGGCCCGCCAUGUUCACAACGCUGGUGCGAGAACUGGUGGGCUCCUACGAGCGGAAAGCGGCACUGCGCUACGUGGUCGGGCAUGGCCUGUAGGGGCGAAUGCCAUCCAUAAUAACGUUCCCGCCGUGCGGGCGAUAUCCUUUGCCCGCAUACUCCCUAAACUUGCCUUGAAGCUCAUCAGAGUACCCGCAAUGUUUGGGGGGGCUAUGGUGGCGGCCCUGGCAUAUUUCCAGUAUCAAGCUACACAGGCGGGAAAUUAUGCGAUGGAUGUUUUGAAGCGUGCGGGGGAAACUGCAAGCGGUGCCGCCUCGAGUUUAUUCCAGGAAAUUCAGAACGUGGCCGAUCAAACACAGCGAGGCUGGCAGAGGACGACGGGGGAUGUGGAAAUUCCAGAAUGGUUGCAGAAAAUACUACGAUUCGACCAAGAUUCCCAGGGCGAUGGAUCUUCUGGUGGAGGACAGGCCCCCAAGGAGAGUCGAGCAGGCACUACUGCUGCUACUGGUGCUGCCGUCGGAUCCGCCUACGGAUAUGAUCAGUUGGAGGAAGAUGCUGGCCGAGAUGGCGCCGAGAACGACCAGAUGAUGGUUCUCACUCGCAAGAUGAUCGAGAUCCGAAACAUCCUUCAGUCAGUCGGGCAGUCCAACACGCUGACUCUACCUUCCAUUGUGGUCAUUGGCUCGCAGUCAUCUGGUAAAAGCUCUGUUCUUGAGGCUAUUGUUGGACAUGAAUUUUUACCAAAAGGCUCUAAUAUGGUCACCCGACGCCCAAUUGAACUCACCCUUGUUAACACACCCAACGCCCAAGCAGAAUACGGAGAAUUCCCGGCGCUUGGCCUAGGGAAAAUCACUGAUUUCUCCCAAAUUCAACGGACACUGACGGACCUUAACCUGGCAGUCCCCGAGAAGGACUGCGUCUCUGAUGACCCGAUUCAGCUAUCUAUUUACUCACCCAACGUCCCCGACCUCUCCCUCAUUGAUCUUCCAGGCUAUAUCCAGAUUGCCGGUCAUGAUCAACCCCCCGAGUUGAAGCAGAAAAUAUCCGACCUUUGCGACAAGUAUAUUCAAGCACCAAAUGUCAUUCUUGCCAUUUCCGCAGCCGACGUCGAUCUGGCCAACUCAACCGCUCUACGCGCAAGCCGCAGGGUCGAUCCCAGAGGCGAAAGGACAAUAGGCGUCAUUACAAAGCUGGACCUUGUCGAUCCAGAGAGGGGCUAUGGCAUUCUCUCAGACAAGAAAUACCCUCUUCGUCUUGGUUACGUGGGUGUCGUUUCUCGCAUUCCCCAAACGACGGCAUUGUUUUCUCGCGGUAGUGGUAAUAUCACAAGCUCAAUUCUGAAGAACGAACACGCCUAUUUCUCAGCUCAUCCAUCCGAAUUUGGCCCCGAAUCAGGCGUUUCAGUUGGUGUUGGGGUUCUGCAGAAGAAGCUGAUGCAGGUUCUUGAGCAAACCAUGGCGUCGAGCCUAGCCGGUACUAGGGACUCUAUCAGCCAAGAACUGGAAGAAGCGACGUACGAGUUCAAGGUUCAAUACAACGAUCGACCUCUCAGUGCGGAGUCAUAUCUCGCCGAAAGUCUUGAUAGCUUCAAACAUUCUUUUAAAGCGUUUGCGGAAGGCUUUGGUCGACCGCAGGUCCGUGAAAUGCUCAAGAGUGAAUUGGAUCAGCGCGUAUUGGAUAUUUUGGCACAGAGAUUUUGGAACCGGCCGAUUGAUGACCUUAAUCCCCCAAUGGCAGAAUUGGAUCCGCUCAGUGACCUCCCCAAAGCUGACCCUGAGUCUCUGUACUGGCAUCGGAAGCUUGAUGCUUCCACUUCCUCCCUCACAAAAUUGGGAAUUGGCAGGCUGGCCACAACAGUUGUUGCAAACGCAAUACAAAACCAUGUCGACCGGUUACUAACCAAUUCAACUUUUGCCUCUCACCCCUACGCUCAAAAGCAGAUUGUUGAUGCGUGUACAAGCAUUCUAAAUGAUCGGUUCUUCAGUACCAGCGAUCAGGUCGAGAACUGUAUCAAACCCUACAAGUUUGAGAUUGAAGUCGAGGAUUCUGAGUGGGUCAAGGGGCGUGAGAACGUUAGCCGGGUUCUGAAGGAUGAGCUCAAAGCAUGUGAAGCGGCCCUCAAGCGUGCAGAGGAUAGUGUUGGAAAGAGGAAGCUCCGGGAUGUUAUGUCAUUUAUCGACAAAGUCCGCAAGGGAGAAGUCGUUUUGGAAGGAGACGGUACCGGAGGUGCAGGCGGAUUCAGUGCCGCUCUGCUGGCGAAAGGCCGAGAGAGCGCCUUCCUCCGCGACCGCGCCGAUAUCAUCAAGAUGAGACUCCUAGCCGUUCGCUCGAAACAGUGUGCCUCCAAGAAAAACAAAUACUACUGCCCCGAAGUCUUUCUCGAUGUCGUCGCGGACAAACUCACCUCAACUGCCGUGCUUUUCCUUAAUGUUGAGCUGCUCUCCGAAUUCUAUUACAACUUCCCGCGCGAGCUGGAUAUGCGCCUUGGCCGCCACCUUUCUGACGCAGAAGUCGAACGAUUCGCGCGUGAAGAUCCCCGCAUCCGCAGGCAUCUCGACGUCAUCAAGAAGAAGGAGCUUCUGGAACUCGCUCUCCAGAAGAUUGAGAGCAUCCGGCAACUGGAUGGUCGUGGCAAGCGGCAUGACCGACCGAUAAAGGAGCAGAGAAGUCGUGCUUGGAACAUAUUCUAAUUAUACUAUCCUCAUCCCCAAUUUUCCUCUUCUUUUCUCACUACACUAUCCUUUAUUGCACUUCUUUUUUUUUUUUCUUCUCUUGUUUUCGAUUUACCUAUAUUCCCCCCUUCUGCUCUGUUCCCCUCUCUGUAUACGACAUCCCGGAUCUGAGAAUACAUUGUUUAUAGCCCUCCUCCGCAAACCCC